CUCAUAUUGCUGAAUGUAUGUGCCUAUUCAUUUGCGGUCUCGCUUUUUCUGACCUCCGCUUGGCAAGGUAGAACCGCCGUGUUUGAUUCCCAUCAUUCUUUUCUUUUAGCUUAUCCCUCACCUCCAUCAACGCCUUACCCAACAAAUUCAGCCCCCAAUACUCCCAUCCGCAUCCGCCUCCUUAAACCCAACCCCCCAAACAGCAUCAAACGGGCUUGCCUCCACAAGCUCCCUCUGCUCGUCGCCAAUAGCGUCUCCCAUAAUAACAAGCGGAACAUCACCCGUCGCACCGAGAUAAAAACCCUCUUCAGUGACUGCAUUGGUGAAUUUGAGAUAGUUGCUUUGUUGCACGGCUUCGCGGUUGCGUUCCAGGUUUCUUCGGAGAAGUUUGUGACUUUACGGGCGAGGGCCUUGAUUUUGCGGGGGUGGAGGCCUCGUUUGAGGAUUUUGGUUGCGGAGGAGUGGUCGUUGAAGAGGAUUGAAUUGUACUUAUGGCAGAGCCAUGAGAAUUGGAGAGUUGAGGUACGGAGGAGUGCGUUGAUUUGAUUUCCUCUUAGGUAGGCAGGUAGUAGUUACUGUAGAAACAAGGGGAUUCCCGGGUAGUAGCUAAACAGCUACAGAAGAUGCUGGCAAGACUGCUUUCCUCUUCC
Molecule: messenger RNA, 650 nt
Organism: Trichoderma harzianum CBS 226.95
Lineage: Eukaryota; Fungi; Ascomycota; Sordariomycetes; Hypocreales; Hypocreaceae
Exons: 1
Source: RefSeq, a predicted model, not a curated record